ACUCUCAAAAAAAAAAAACAAAAAAAUGGUGGGCCAGGAAUAUCCGGGAAGAUGUUGGUGAUAUGAGAGUCCGUGUCAAGGAAGGCCUUGGUCACAAAUUCUCAAGUGGAGCCUUCAGUCCCGUCAUAAGGCUGGUUCCAGAGCGGGUGCUGGAUUCUGGCUAUCUUGAAAAGACGACUUUGAGGAGGCAAGGAACACAAGCUUUGAAAGUAGGUGUCUGGCCCGGGGUUCUCGUCUGUGAGACGCACAGAAUUGCAUCAGGUCCCUUCCAAUCCCUGAGAAGAGUGCCGUCCGGGUUUUACUGAGAAGGGAAGUGGACCCAGAGACCCAGAAGGCAAUGACCUUCGGGACUGGAACAAGCCCGGGUUGGGCUCUGACCCGCGUCCCUGCAGCCCGCCCACAGGCCUGGUGGAGGACGCGCUCCACCUGCAGAGGCGGGGUCCCAGAGCCCUCACCUGGGGCUAUUGGGAGUGCUGAGGGGUCCCAGGUGGGACACGGGGCGGGGCGGGGCGAGGGCUAAAGGGAGGGGUGGCCACUCGGAGGAGAGGCCCACCGUGGCGCCUUGGCCAACGCCAUGAACGCCAGCGGCCCUGGCUACCCGCUCGCCUCACUCUACGUGGGCGACCUGCACCCCGACGUGACCGAAGCCAUGCUGUACGAGAAGUUCUCGCCUGCCGGCCCCAUCCUGUCCAUCCGCGUGUGCCGCGACGUGGCCACCCGCCGCUCGCUGGGCUAUGCCUACAUCAACUUCCAGCAGCCGGCCGACGCGGAGCGGGCACUGGACACAAUGAACUUUGAAGUGAUCAAAGGCCAGCCCGUCCGCAUCAUGUGGUCGCAGCGAGACCCCGGACUCCGCAAGUCCGGCGUGGGCAACAUCUUCAUCAAGAACCUGGAGGACUCCAUUGACAACAAAGCCUUAUAUGACACGUUCUCCACCUUUGGGAACAUCCUCUCUUGCAAGGUAGUAUGUGACGAUCACGGCUCCCGAGGCUUUGGCUUUGUCCACUUUGAGACCCAUGAGGCAGCGCAACAGGCCAUCGCCACCAUGAACGGGAUGCUACUGAAUGACCGCAAAGUCUUCGUCGGCCACUUCAAGUCCCGACGGGAGCGGGAAGCAGAGCUGGGAGCGCGGGCCAUGGAGUUCACCAACAUUUAUGUGAAGAACCUCCAUGUGGAUCUGGACGAGCAGGGCCUGCAAGACCUCUUCUCCCAGUUUGGGAAGAUGCUGAGUGUGAAGGUGAUGAAGGAUGAGAGCGGCCACUCCCGAGGCUUCGGUUUUGUCAACUUUGAGAAGCAUGAGGAAGCCCAGAAGGCAGUGAUGGACAUGAAUGGGAAGGAGGUGAGCGGGCGGCUGCUGUACGUGGGCCGGGCCCAGAAGCGGCUGGAACGGCAGAAUGAGCUGAAGCGCCGGUUUGAGCAGAUGAAGCAGGACCGGCUGACCCGUUACCAGGGCGUGAAUCUGUACGUUAAAAACCUGGAUGACUCCAUUGAUGAUGAGAAGCUGAGAAAAGAGUUCUCUCCCUAUGGAGUGAUCACCAGUGCUAAGGUGAUGACAGAGGGUGGCCACAGCAAGGGGUUUGGCUUUGUGUGUUUUUCCUCUCCAGAAGAGGCGACCAAGGCCGUGACAGAGAUGAACGGGCGCAUCGUGGGCACCAAGCCGCUAUACGUGGCACUGGCCCAGCGCAAAGAGGAGCGGAAAGCCAUCCUCACCAACCAGUACAUGCAGCGUCUCUCCACGGUGCGGGCCCUGGGCGGCCCCCUCCUGGGCUCCUUCCAGCAGCCCGCCAGCUACUUCCUGCCGGCCAUGCCCCAGCCUCCAGCUCAGGCUGCGUACUACGCCUCCGGCCCCCCCAUGCAGCCCUCCCCCAGGUGGACAGCCCAGCCUCCGAGACCGUCCUCCAUCUACCCUCCAGGUGCCUCUGUGGUCCGGCCACCAGCCAUGUUGCGGCGCCCCCCGGCCCAGGUCAGCGGUGUCAGGCAGGUCUCUACCCAGGUGCCACCCCUGGUGCCCCACGCCCAAAGAGUGGCCCACAUUGGUACCCAGACCACAGGAGCCGGCGGGGCAGGAUAUUCUACGCCAAGUGGGUCUCUCCUGACACACAAAUACUCUGCAGCAACACACAACCCUUGGGUGGAGGAGCCCGCUGUGCGCAUCCUGGGACAGGAGCCCCUGACGGCAUCCAUGUUGGCCGCAGCACCGCUGCACGAGCAAAAGCAGAUGAUUGGUGAGCGUCUGUACCCCCUUAUCUACGAUACCCACACCCAGCUGGCCGGCAAGAUCACGGGCAUGCUACUGGAGAUCGACAACUCGGAGCUGCUGCUCAUGCUGGAGUCCCCAGAGUCCCUCAAUGCCAAGGUAGAAGAGGCUUUGGCAGUGCUGCAGGCACACCAGGCCACAGAGCUGACGACUGUGAAUGUGCUCUGAGACCAGGAAAUGGAAUCCUGCCUCCCCCGGCUGACGAGAGAAUGGCGUUCCCUGCUCUUGGCUCUCCGUCUCACUGAACCAUAACUUCUUUUUUCUCCCUG
Mustela erminea (ermine) is the source of this 2526-nucleotide messenger RNA. RefSeq names its product poly(A) binding protein cytoplasmic 1 like (gene PABPC1L). NCBI's taxonomy places the organism in Eukaryota, Metazoa, Chordata, Mammalia, Carnivora, Mustelidae. Gene Ontology annotation, molecular function: poly(U) RNA binding; mRNA 3'-UTR binding; poly(A) binding. The transcript is spliced from 15 exons. Gene Ontology annotation, cellular component: ribonucleoprotein complex; cytosol; nucleus. The record is from RefSeq and is a predicted model, not a curated record. The coding region runs from base 575 to 2425 and encodes 616 amino acids.